This is a messenger RNA of Nasonia vitripennis (jewel wasp), 1611 nucleotides long. RefSeq names its product pollen-specific leucine-rich repeat extensin-like protein 1. The record is from RefSeq and is a predicted model, not a curated record. The transcript is spliced from 4 exons. NCBI's taxonomy places the organism in Eukaryota, Metazoa, Arthropoda, Insecta, Hymenoptera, Pteromalidae. The coding region runs from base 1 to 1425 and encodes 474 amino acids.
AUGACGGGGCUACCGUUCAUCCUGCUCCUAAUCGCAAUCAGUACUCAUCUCGUCCCCUGCGAAUCCCUCGACUCCGCGUCACCAGAGCAUAGAAGCGUCGACGAGCCGGUGCUCAACCUGUCCUACACGAAACUCAAGGCCAAAUCCGAAGACAAGAGCGUAAUAGUGACGGCGAAGCCGAUACCCGAGAUAUCCCAAAAUCUCGAAACGUCAAAACUCAAACACGAUGCGAUAGGCCGUUCGCCUAUGCCACCCACAACGAUGCGUCCCAUGGUGUCGCCGAAGUAUCGGCUACAGCAGCGCAACCGCGUCGCAGCUCCUGCCUCGCCGAGGGACAGCUACCUCGACGCUUUGGAGUAUUCGCAUAACAUUAAGGACGUCAAGGGACACGAGGACAAGUCGCCGAAAUUGACGAGGAGAGAAUACACGCCGGGACCUGUUUACAGGCCGGAGACCGAUAACGCGGCUAGCAGCAGCAAUAAAAUCGAAACUAUCGCGAAGACCCCAAGGAUCUCCUACGUCGGCAGCUCGUCCGUCAGGCCGUCCGACUCUUUUCGGCCCUCGGCCGAGAUCAACUCCCACAAUCAGCCGCAAGUCUCGAUCGGCACUGGUUUCGAUAGCAACAACGAAAACGGUAACAUCGUCAACAGCAACAGCUACAGCUACGACAUCUACAGCCCUCCAGAGAAGAACUACGGAGCAGCACCUCAGACCUCGUACGGACCACCAUCGCCGUCUUACGGACCACCCUCGGCGUCGUAUGGACCUCCAUCGUCGUCUUACGGACCACCACCGUCGUCUUACGGACCACCGCUGAUGUCUUACGGACCACCGUCGACGUCGCACGGACCGUCGUCCUACGGAAUCCCCUACGGAUCGUCGCAGCAAGGUCUGGGCUCGCUGCAGGCGACCUACAGCACGUCGUACCCGCUGCCGGAUCUCUUCCCUCUGCCGUUCUUCCCGGCGAUCGACCUCAGCUGGCCGAUCUCGCUGAAGAUCAACGCCUACACCCUGAUCAAAAUAAUCCUCAAGAUAAUCAUCUUCAAGAUGAUCGUCAAGUUCAUCGGCACCAUCUGCCUUCUGCUCUUCCUGCCGAAGCUCAUCUCCAAGAAGAAAGACCAACACAGCGACGACGAGGAGGACGACUCGCGGGGAUUCGCCGACAAGCAGACUCUGUCGAGGGAACGGCUGCACUUGCUGUCGUCGAUAGUCUCGCGCUCGAUCGAGCAUUACGCCGAGCUGAACGGAAAAAACGGCGCGACAACGAGUCGCCGGAGGGACCAAGAGGCGCCGUGCGAGAGUCUCCUAUGUCGAAUCGGCAGGCGCGUGUUCGGCGCUGAUACGUGGGCCGAUUAUAUACGGCUGUUUAAGAGCUACCUUGCCGAGGAACGGUCUGCGGCGGUUCAGCGAUCGAGGAAGAGAUAGUGCGAAAUGUGCAAAUGGCUUUCUUCCAAAAACUACCUUGUAUACGACUGUAAUUUAUUUAUUUAUUUAUUUAUUUAUCAAACGCGCUCGCUCCUCUACGGUAUUACGUGCAGGUCGAGUGUAUAGUGCACUUAUACCGUUAGGAGCGACGACGACGAAUAAAGAGAUUAUUUUUUUGUCAUCUCA